Molecule: messenger RNA, 2673 nt
Organism: Mya arenaria
Lineage: Eukaryota; Metazoa; Mollusca; Bivalvia; Myida; Myidae
Product: THO complex subunit 3-like
Exons: 6
Coding region: 12-974 (320 amino acids)
Biological process (GO): mRNA export from nucleus
Cellular component (GO): THO complex part of transcription export complex
Molecular function (GO): protein binding
Source: RefSeq, a predicted model, not a curated record
UGCAACCAAAAAUGACGUCCUAUUUGGAGCGCAUGACAGAUUACUUCAAAAACAAUGGAAAAACUCGCGAAUUCUCUGCACAUUCUUCAAAAGUUCAUUCCGUUGCAUGGAAUUGUGAUGGAAGGAAGUUGGCAUCUGGUUCCUAUGAUAAAUCAGUGAAUGUGUUCCACCUGGAUAGGGAUAGAUUAUCGAAAGAUGUCACAUUUAGAGGACAUAGUGACAGUGUUGACCAGCUCUGCUGGCAUCCCAAACAUCCAGACCAACUAGUUACAGCCAGUGGUGAUAAAACAAUUCGUCUUUGGGAUGCAAGGUCAAACAAGUCUAUAGCCACAGUCAAUACUAAAGGGGAAAACAUCAAUGUUUGCUGGUCACCAGAUGGUAACACAAUAGCUGUGGGAAACAAAGAUGACCUCAUCACAUUUAUUGAUGCAAAGACUCAUCGGUCUCGACUUGACCAGCAGCACCACUUUGAAGUCAAUGAGAUCUCGUGGAAUGUUGAUGGGGACUUGUUCUUGAUGACCACAGGGCAGGGAAAUAUACAUGUCCUCAGUUACCCAGAUGCCAAACCUCAAACUGUCCUAAACGGUCACCCUGCCAACUGCAUCUGUAUAGAGAUGGAUCCCAAAGGUGUCUACUUUGCUGCCGGAAGUGCCGACGCUCUUGUUAGUAUCUGGGAUGCUAAAGAGCUGGCGUGUGUCAGGACUAUAUCGAGGUUAGAGUGGCCUAUCCGGUCCUUGAGUUUCAGCCAUGAUGGGAAAAUGUUGGCAUCAGCGUCAGAAGAUCUCAUUAUUGACAUAUGUGAGGCAGACACAGGUAAUAAGAUUUCGACAGUUCAAGUCGAAUCUCCGACAUUCACCAUUGCAUGGAAUCCCAAGAAACCGUUGCUGGCGUUUGCUUGUGAUGAUAAGAGUGACAGAGAUCGGGAUAGAGAUGCUGGUACAGUCAAACUGUAUGGUCUUCCUGGGGACCAUUAGAGUUGGGUGACUUGUUGUGACUGCAAUAUGACCCCCUAUGGCAUAGGAUCUGAGGAUGCCAAGUUGACAAUGCGAUGAUGUAAGGAGCUGGCUCAGCUAGGGAAAACGCAGUUAGAACAACAGACUGUAUGCAGAAGUGAAACUGAUUCUAUGACACAAUUAAGUUGUAAAAGCUGUGUUUAUUUAAGCUUUGAAUGGUUCUGUGAAUGAUACCAUAUUAGUGAAGAUCUGGCUCUGGUCCAGUAACCUGAUAUGUGUCAGGUGACCACUGAGUUUAUGGUAACCUGUACUGUCCAUUGAUAGCAACAUGAAUCUGAUAUUAGGCAGGUGGUGUGCCAUCAGCUAUCUAUAACAAGAAGUACCAUAUGUGUCUUUAUAGUGUGAAUGCCAUAAUAGAGGAGCUGGAUUUCUUUUCCUGGGCUUUUUCACAGAUUUGUGGACAUUAAAAAUUCUUAUCCUGAUUCAAAACAUACUGAAAUUGAGCUUCUUGGCUAUAAAACAAUCAGUUUGUGAACAUUUGAAACUCUUAUUGUUACUAUCAACAUGUUCCAAAGAGUACUUCUUUGAUACUUAUUCUUUUUUAGUGUAAAGGUGCACACAAAGUGCCUGUUAGGACAAAUACACAAGCUAUUCAUGAUGCUGGGUAAAAGAUGUUUUUGCCCUUUAAGUCUUGAACAAUUGUGAAAAUAUAUUUUCAAUUAAUUUCUUCAUAUUUCAAAGCCAAUUUUUAGAAUGACCAAAGAAAGGAAUAUUUCUUCUGCUAGUUUGAUUGGAUUUAGUUGAACUAUGGUAUUGAAAGUUUGCUAUAGAUCAUAUUGUUUAUUGCACAGUUUUGUAUUAUGUAUAUAAGGUAUGUGAAACAACAUGUAGUAUUUUUAAAGUUAACUUGUAAAUUCAAUGAUAGUAAUAAAGUAAAGAAACAAUUCACAACUGCCUUAUAACAUAUUUCAGUUCACUUAUUUCAAAUCGAUAAGAGGUGAAGGCUUAUAGUUGUGCCAUUCUGUUGAAAACUCAUUCACUAUGUGAGGAAAGCAUGAAACUGUAUUACUACUCUUUGUAGAAUUAUGUCUGUUUCAGAGAAAAAAUAGCCAAGUCUCAUCAUCCAAAAUGGCUGUAACCAUGCGUUUUCAUGUUCAGCAUUUCAAAGGGUUUUAGUGGUUGGAAUUUAUUGGAAAUAUCUUGUUAUAUACAGUUAUCUAAUGGUUAUGUGGGUAACAUUAUAACCAUAUACAUUCAUCUCAUUGUUAUGUGGGUAACAUUAUAACUCUUUACAUUCAUCUCAUGGUUAUGUGGGUAACAUUAUAACAGUAUACAUUCAUGUCAUUGUUAUGUGGGUAACAUUAUCACGGUAUACAUUCAUGUCAUUGUUAUGUGGGUAACAUUAUAACCAUAUACAUUCAUCUCAUUGUUAUGUGGGUAACAUUAUAACUCUUUACAUUCAUGUCAUGGUUAUGUGGGUAACAUUUUAACCGUAUACAUUCAUGUCAUGGUUAUGUGGGAACAUUAUAACAGUAUACAUUUAUCUCAUUGUUAUGUGGGUAACAUUUUAACCGUAUACAUUUUUCUCAUGGUUAUGUGGGUAACAUUUUAACCGUAUACAUUUUUCUCAUGGUUAUGUGGGUAACAUUAUAACAGUAUACAUUCAUGUCAUGGUUAUGUGGGUAACAUUUUAACCGUAUACAUUUUUCUCAUAGUUAUG